Prorocentrum cordatum is the source of this 834-nucleotide messenger RNA. NCBI's taxonomy places the organism in Eukaryota, Dinophyceae, Prorocentrales, Prorocentraceae. The record is from the annotation of a GenBank genome assembly.
GUCAUUACCUCUGGGAACUCCUUCGAGACGCAUCGCAUGCAGAGGGAGGUGCAGCAGCUCCACGCUGGGCAGUCCGAGGUCAGCGCGGUGCUGGAAAACAUCCUGCUGCGCGUGGACCCCGACGCGCUGUCCCGCAUGAAGCAGGAAGUGAGGAAGACGAACUCGAUGAAGGCCAUGAGGACCCAGCGCAUCGGGCGGCAGGAGUCAAAGGAGCCGCUGGACGGAAGGGAAUGCGAGGACACCUGCGCUUCGCUUGCGAGACAGUCGGCCCAGGCCCUCCGCGACGAAAACGCGGCGCUCCGGGAGCGGCUGCGCCUGACCGAGGCCGCGAUCGCCAAGCUCUCCGCCGAGGUCGGCGGCCGCAGGGGCAGCCCGGUGGAGUUGGAGACGCUCCGAGUUUGACCCCCCGCUUCGGUGCGCUGCAGGUGCUGCAGGCGCAGUGCCCCCCGUCUUCGGGGCGCCGCGGAUCCUGCCGAGCAUGGAAUCGGGAGCUCGCACGCCGGUUUGGCGCGCGCGCGCCGGGCGGCUCAGCUGCGUGUCAGCCGCAGGUGUGGAGAUUGGCGGCGCGCACCAUGGGGGGCGCUUCUAUAACGCGUCGGGCCCGUGGGCAUGGCAGAAUCGCUCCAACGAGCGCCGCAUUGGGAAAACAACAAAAGUCCUGGCCAGGGUGCCCGCUCUCUCCCGCCAGCCGUUCCCGGGCUGGGCACGCCGGGGCCACCCCGCGGCGGGCGGCGCGGGGCGCGUGGGGCGAGGGCGAGGGCGAGUCACGCCGCCGCCCGCCACCGCGCGCUCCCCACCGCAUGGGCCACGCGAGUCUUCUCGCACGGCGGGCGC